This is a messenger RNA of Venturia canescens, 3398 nucleotides long. Its product is annotated as ly6/PLAUR domain-containing protein 6-like. Gene Ontology annotation, molecular function: acetylcholine receptor regulator activity. Lineage: Eukaryota; Metazoa; Arthropoda; Insecta; Hymenoptera; Ichneumonidae. The coding region runs from base 2422 to 3009 and encodes 195 amino acids. The transcript is spliced from 8 exons. The record is from RefSeq and is a predicted model, not a curated record.
UCUGCCCACGCAGUCCCGACCUCCGGACUCUCCCUUAUCUCCGCUCUCCUCUAUUCCCUUGGCUGCUAUCGUAGUGCGUAUCUCGAAGCUCCCUAAUACAGGGCUCAACGGCGGAGCCGAGUAACCGGAGCUUUCCAGAUCCGUGGGCUUCGACUGUGGUACUUGGGGGAUCUCUCGUGAUAUUUUGUGAAAUAAAAAACGACCUCGUGUGAGGAGCAUAUUUAUAUGGAGCCUGCUCAGGGCUUGGAGCUGCUGACAAUGGGAAAGGAAUCAACAGAUCAGGCGCACCGGCUGCUCGAGCAGUCUUAAGCUGUUCGACUGUUUGUGGCUCUCCGAGUCUUUUGAUACGGCGUGAAAUCCGUUAAUGGUUUUAGUACGCCUGUCUCGCCUCGCACGUAAAUUCGCAGUACAUAAUCGACGUCGGACUCAAAAUCGUUACAGGUGCAUUCGAGAUUGGCGAGAGAAAUACGUCGGCGGAGAGCGAGCGCCCAGCACUCUUUUCGACCUCGGAUGUAUCGAAUCGAGGAUCUUUACUGAUUCGCGAGAAUGUUGAAAAGCUUACGUGUGUGCACGAGGGAAAUGAAGAGUGGGAGGCAAGGGAAGAGGACAAAAGGGAAAAAAGAGAGAUCCGGACAGCGUGGGAGCAUUGGCGCGCGCCCGCGCACACACACCGUUUCGUCUCCCACGUCCCUUGAGCAAGCGCUGCGUCGUCGUCGUCGCGUUCGACUCCCGGGCCUUCGGGUUUUGCUCCAGCCAGCGCGUACGACCACGCAGUUGUGCUCGCGUGCUGCUGCCUGGACCAGCGCAGCCUCCGCGGAAACAAGACGGGGCGAAACUGAUCAGUUCGAUAGAAUCGACGUUCCGUAGGAUGCUCUCGUGUUUGUAAUACCAAGAGGACAAGACCGAGUGAACAUAUAGGGAAGGGGGCUCGUGACGAAGACAAACUGGAAUUGCGUUUACAAAGGAAGGAAAUAACGGGAACGCCGUUGGAGGGACUAGCGACAGCAGCAGUUGGUCUCGGUUAACUCCGUUUUUCCAUUUCCACAAAAAUUUUAUCACUCGCUUCGAAACAACGCGUCACACAGGCCCAGUGCAACGAGUUUGCUCACACUCGCUCAUUCACUGUUCUUCCAUCACACCAGUAGCGUCCAACUCGCACCCACGCUUCGACUGCCCCCACCAUCGCCACGUUCCGCCGACCCUCAACCACCCCAGCCUCGUUCCACUCGAGAGCUACGGCCACUGCCACUAGAGUAGUUGAGACUCGCUACUCCGCGGUAUCAACUACUGCCACACUUGAUGGCUGUGCUCGCACUAGACCCGCUGAAAGAAGCUUUUAGAUUAAAGAUCGAGCAAGGAGGGGGCGGCGUGGGAGGAGGAGGGGAUGCGAAGGAAAAGAAUCGUUUGACACGCUAAAUUGAGAAAGCCUCGAGAGCCGAAAGGAUUCACUCGACCGGCGAAAGCUCCGGAGACUGCAUCAACGCCGCACGAGAGCGACCACGCGAAGAGUCUACUUCGGCUCGUUCGCUGCCCCAAUGCGCACUUCGCUCGUCGUCCCUCAGUCGAGAGCGUUUUUAAUGCGCUGAUGCUCCGUUCCUGUGCGGUGCUACGACGUGCUGCUGCUGCUGCUCCACAUUCAACGUAACAGCAGCGAUCGUCACCGAACGUGACUUCGAGCUUCAAGAGCCACUAAAAGCCUCGGCGAAGGAGUUAAACUCGACGAGAAACACGAGAUAAUGACGAAUAUCGGGAGACUCCUGAAUAACAGUGUUCGCAGAAGUUUAAACAAUGAUGUCAAUCAGCGGUAUGCAGCUGACUCGUAGCACCCGACUCUCCUUCGAUCACUCGGCGUCCCUCGAUUGCCUGAAAAUCACUAUUUUCCAGCCUGAGAACAAAGGAGCCUGCCACCAGACUCCGUCGAUUCAGCUGAGAUCGAAUGAUCCCAAAUUCAUUCCCGCAGCAUUUUAUCUUUCGCAUUCGCGCGUGAUUCUGUGCGCUCGGGACAACGAUACAUUAAUAGGUGCUCUUGGCGGUGAAGGACGACGAUAGACGGAGACUCGUAGCCGAAAGUAAAGGGACGUAAAUACCUUGGAAGUUGGAGUCAGCCAGAGCUCUCGCGAGAAAACGAGCAUGGCGAGGAAUACAACGAAAAACGGGAUACUCCAUCCUGAUCACAAAUGAACAUCUCGGCACAGCGUUUGGGAUAUUCCAAGCCUCCCCUCUCGCUCACUCGCUCUCUGAUUCGGUCCCUCUUGCGGGGCUGCUGCUUCGUUUUCGUUAAACGACAUUCCGUUCGGCUACCGCACCGCGUAUCCGGAACUACUUUUAAUCACGGCAAACUCGAGCUUCCGCGCCGCACACGAGAACCUCACCUUUCCGCCAACUCCCAAAAGAACGAGCGAAGAAAAAGAGAUGUGAGGAAUGAUCACGUGGGUUAUGGUCGGGCUGCUCCUAGCUGCGGAAACAACGUGCGGCAGAAAUCUCGUAUCGGGGAACGAGAGCGGAACGAAGGAGGAUACGACGAGGCAAAAGAGUGGUUUGAAGGGGACUUCGCCGGACGAGGAAGACAUCUAUCGUCUGACGUGCUACACUUGCGUGAAUGUCAGCGAUAACCAGAUGUGCAACAAAUGGGCGAUAGAUACUCCCUGUCCGACAGGCGGCAGGGACUUUUGCCGUUCGCUGCAUAUCCUCGACAGUCGUGGGAACAGCGUAUUGGUGAGCAAAAGUUGCGCGAGCAGUUCCGAGUGCGGUGCGGCAUCGGUUGGUUGCAUACCGGUCGACACUCAGAAGAUAUGCAUAAGCUGCUGCGACAUGAGUUACUGCAACGUAGAGUCACCAACGAAUUCAACAAACGCGAUCGUCACGCGACGAAGACGAGCCAAAUCGAAGAAGACUAAGCGCAAGAGACCGGGCGCCAACAGCGGGGCUGUCGAGGGCCCGAUGACGCGAUUAUCAAGCUCACUCGGCCUCUGGCUAUUUGCCUCACUCCUACAUGCAUAUCAUUGUUGAAGAAGGGAAGAUUUUCACGACACGCGACAACAGCGAAAGAACGAAAAAACUCAUUCAGACCCGGAAGUGUUUCGAGGAACGAAUCCUUUCCCUUCUUCACCGGGGAACCAACAAUCACCGAGAAACACGAGCAGACACACACACACACACAAACAAAGCGAACAAAACAAAAAGGAAUUGUUUUUUCUUCUCGUAGUUGAUGUAGCUGCGCCUACGCCUUGUUAGAAUCGACUAUCAGAGUGUCCAAGGACACCCAACAAAACAGCAUUAACAAACUCGAUAAAAGCGUAUGAAAAACCCGUACGUUUUUUUAUGCUUUCACUUCCAUUCCAUGUCUCUUAUUUUCCAUUUCGAAUAAAACGAAAAAUAAAAAAAAAAACAAAACAAAA